Molecule: messenger RNA, 2514 nt
Organism: Didymodactylos carnosus
Lineage: Eukaryota; Metazoa; Rotifera; Eurotatoria; Philodinida; Philodinidae
Source: the annotation of a GenBank genome assembly
AUGAAAAAGGAGCGCUUCACCUCGGGAUCAUGUUCUGCGUUUGAACAACAUUCGAUGGCAGAAGCACUCUCUGAUGAGCAACACUUAUCACUUCCACCAACAACAUCAUCCCGUCGACGGCGUUUCUUCGAUCUUGUUUACGAAACUGGUGAUAAGUUGUGGCCAAUUACCGAACAUCAACACGUACCACUGCGUUCUCUUGAAGAAGCGAUAGACUGCGUACAACGUCAUAAGCAGUAUAAUAUUGAUCCUCGUAUUCAAGAUAAAGUUUCUAUUGCUAAAAGACGUUGUUCUUCCAACCCGAAAGAUGAUAAUCUUACCAUAGAUGAAAGUGCAUCUAUUCAGCUGUAUACCACGGAAUCAACGGAACAAGAAAAAAGUUUUUACUAUAUAUUAAAUUCUACACUUCGUCUGGCCGAUCGUAGUAAAUUAAAACCAUUUUUCUUCUAUCUAAAACUAAUACUUACCGGUUUAGAAAAAUUACCAUCUUUUAAAGGCGUCGUCUAUCGUGGUGUUAAUGGUAAUAUUUCUAGUAACUUUGUUAAAGAUAAAAAAUUCAUUUGGUGGGGUUUUAGUUCUUGUACACGAUCAUUAGACGUCUUGGAUUCAGCAGACUUUCUUGGUAAAAGUGGUCAACGGACACUUUUUUAUAUUGAAUGUGUAAGCGGGAAACUAAUUCAAAAUUAUUCAUAUUUUUCACCGGAAGAUAAUGAAGUUUUACUAAUGCCAGGUAUUGAAUUUCUCAUUACACAUAAAGUACGACCAGUUCGUGGGCUGAAUAUUAUUCAUCUUAAAGAAAUUACAGACACUCCAAAACCACCGUCUAUAGUAGCAGCUGCAACAGACACCGCUGAUGACAGCACAACAAACAAAAUAACAGAAGAUUUUGAUCUUAGAACGGAAAAAAAACAAAAAAUAUGUGGACAUGACUGUAAUUUGUGGUCAACAAAAAAAUGUUGCAAUUGUUCAGAUCAGAGACUACAUCGAUUGGGUUAUGAGAAAUAUUUUGAUGGAAUAGUCUAUACUUAUUCUUCUUUAUCUUUUGCAAGAGCUGUUGCUAAAUAUCAUCGUGAAAACUCUGCUGGAUGUAAACAAGAAAAACCAAAACAAGAUACUUUGAAAUAUCAUUGUUCGGGCUCAUCUACUUCAAUUAGUAUGACUCAAGCUUUAGAAAAUCAACGAUAUAUUCAAAUACUUAUCAUCGAGAAUACUAGUGAUGAUCAGACUACGGUGUAUCUCGACAGUUUUAUAGAGCAAAUGCCAUCAUUCACAACAUUUGCAUGCGUGAGCUGUCACAUAGAUGUUGCUGCUUCAUAUGGUGAUGUGAGCAAUAGACAUGCUUAUCAAUGGGUGAUAAUUCAUUUUAGAAAAACAACAGUUACACCAGAAGCACUUAAAAAAUUUUAUCAAUACAUAAGGGUAAUAGAUAAUGGGGGAUAUGAAGAAAAUUUGUUGAAUGAAUUAGUAAUUAUUGAUUCAGACGUAUUUCGUGAUGCACGAUUUUUGUUGAGAUAUACACAAAAAAAUACAUUUGAUACAUAUGGUCAAGAAGCUACGAGACUUCAUUUAGAUUUUGAUUAUGAGAGUCAGCAAUUUCACAUCGAUUCAUGUUUAUUUCAUUAUAUCUAUAAUAUGUUAGAUAAUCCAACAUUAACUAACGCUAAUAUCACUUCAGAAGUACAAUUACCAUGUAAUUAUUGUGAAUUAAAACAAAUAGCAAAACAAUGCUAUCAUUCAACUACACAAACUUGUUCUGUUAUGUGUUAUGAUUCAAUAACAAAUACUCAUAAAAAAAUUAAUCAGAACAUUAUCGAUUCUCUAUCACUCCAUACCUGUAUUAAACGGAAUGCUAAAUGUUUUGAACAAAACGGUUUACCAUUAAUCUCGACUUCACCAGUUCCAAUACGUAAGAUGUCCGAUAUUGAUAAAAGAAAUUUAUUACAUAUAAAUGCUCGAUCGGUCUAUUUAGAUCAACAUCCCUGUUCUCCCGCAACACUGCCACCGAUUUGUCGAAAUGGUGGUGUAUGUUAUCCACAAGAGAAUCUAUUGUAUAGGUGUGAUUAUGACGGAUGCGGAGGUACAAAUCAGUCCUGUCAGAAUGAUGCUAAAUGUAUUGAUGGCAAAUGUCAGUGUUUCCCAUCCUACACAGGGUACCAUUCCACAGACUUCAAUUUAACCAUAAUAACUGGAGCAAAAACGGAAAAAGAUAAAACACAACUUUUACUUCUAAUAAUUGUCGGAGUGUCAACUUCAUUAUUUGGAUUAUUAGGUAGUAUUUUUUAUUAUCUAUGGAAAGCGGGAAAAUUUACUAAGAGUGAACCCAAACAAUUAGAUAUUCGUAUCUCAGAUACAACGUGGUCAAGUUCAAAAGAUCAUAGUACAGAGGAUAAUGAUAAACGUUCACCAGAUAUUCCAGAAUCACCCGAAAUAUCGAACAUGCCUAAAAAGUUACCUAGAGAACUAUCAUCUUCAAGAAUUGUAAGAACAGCGCAACAUUUUGAUGAAUUUGAUUGA